UCGCCGCUCCGGCGAAGGCUGGACGUCCUCGUUCAUCUCGCCGCCUCGUCGGUCCUCUGCAACGGCGGCUGCGGCGACAAGGAGGAUCAGGGUCAUAUCCGCGACCACUCGCUCCACCAGCCCCAGCCUGUGGUUAGCCCCCGACGGAGCGCUUGCCUGAGGGGGUGAGAUCCACUGCUGGGUCCAGUCGGCCGCCAAUGGAAGCGGCGGCGGGCGGCAAGCGCGCGUACAGCAUCAUCGUGCCCACCUACAACGAGCGCCUCAACGUCGCCCUCAUCGUCUACCUCAUCUUCAAGCACCUCCCGGAUGUGAACUUUGAGAUCAUUAUCGUGGAUGAUGGUAGUCCUGAUGGAACUCAAGAUAUUGUAAAACAAUUGCAGGAAGUGUAUGGUGAAGAUCGUGUUUUACAGCGAGCUAGGCCAAGGAAGCUAGGACUUGGUACUGCAUAUUUACAUGGAUUAAAGCAUGCCUCGGGGGAAUUUGUUGUUAUCAUGGAUGCGGACCUAUCUCACCAUCCAAAGUACUUGCCAAGCUUUAUUAGGAAGCAAAAGGAAACUGGUGCUGAUGUUGUAACUGGCACACGUUAUGUUAAGAAUGGUGGUGUCCAUGGUUGGAAUCUCAUGCGCAAGCUAACUAGCAGAGGAGCAAAUGUUCUUGCACAGACAUUACUACAACCUGGAGCUUCAGAUUUAACUGGAUCGUUUCGGUUAUAUAAGCGAGGUGUCCUGGAAGAUUUAAUCUCCUCGUGUGUCAGCAAGGGCUAUGUGUUCCAGAUGGAGAUGAUUGUUAGGGCUACUAGGAAAGGUUAUCACAUCGAAGAGGUUCCAAUAACGUUUGUGGACAGAGUCUUUGGAAUUUCAAAACUUGGUGGGUCUGAGAUAGUUGAAUAUUUGAAAGGCCUUGUGUAUCUGUUGCUCACAACGUAAUUGAAGAUGUACUGUAGGCAUCUAACUUCCUGGGUAAAACCGUGUUACAGAGACUUUUGCUGAUGUGUCACUGCAGCUUGAGUUGCGCAUCACACUACUUAUGCCUCCCAACUUGCGAAUGGAUUAUUGUACACAGGUCUUGGUUUGUCGGUACAUCAUUUCACACAACAUGGUGCCCCCUCCUCCCUAUCGAGUUUCAAUAUACUUAUUUUGUUAAACGGUUUAUAAUUCUGAUGACAUGGAAUACAAAUGUUUGCUACCGUUA
Panicum hallii is the source of this 1191-nucleotide messenger RNA. RefSeq names its product dolichol-phosphate mannosyltransferase subunit 1-like. The transcript is spliced from 8 exons. NCBI's taxonomy places the organism in Eukaryota, Viridiplantae, Streptophyta, Magnoliopsida, Poales, Poaceae. Gene Ontology annotation, biological process: GPI anchor biosynthetic process; protein O-linked glycosylation via mannose. Gene Ontology annotation, molecular function: dolichyl-phosphate beta-D-mannosyltransferase activity. Bases 198 to 926 code for a protein of 242 amino acids. Gene Ontology annotation, cellular component: endoplasmic reticulum membrane. The record is from RefSeq and is a predicted model, not a curated record.